UACGACCAGCCGAACCCGACGACCACGACGCGCCCGCCUCCUCCGCUCGCCCAUUGGCUCCGAAGAUGGCGCCGCGGCGCCGCAUUGGCCCGGGCGGGGCCCGCCCCCGCGUGACGCACGGAUGGUUCUGGAAGAGUUUGGUUGGUCGGUGCGCUGUGCCGCUUGGCGCUUCUCCCCUCCCCCGCCUUUGAACUGAAUUCGCGGGAAAGGGCCGCUCGCUCCUCCGGCGCGGGGCAUGCCGGGACAGCGCGCCGCCCCCCGGCCCCGGCCCCGGCCCUCGUCCUCCCGCCAGCCGCCGGGCCCGAAGCCCCGGCAUUUCCCGACCCCUGCCCUGUGGCACGUCCCGGUGCCUCCGCGGCCGCGCAGCAGGGAGCUGGUGCCCCCCUCUCGCCUGAGGGAAGACGGCUGCUGAGGGGCUGCUCCGCUGCUCGAUCGUUCAAAGAGCCAGAAUGGUCGACAUAGAAGCUUGGGUUCUCCUUCCCACUCUCUGUCCAGCCCACCAAAUCCAGGUUUUCCAUGAGAGAAGUGAGAAAGCAGAAAUGCUACAGAACUGAGACAAACAAAAACGCUUCACGCAGAGAUGGGAAGACUGUAAUCUAGACAUAUUAAGCCGUGACAGUUUGCCAGAACUUCUCCUGCAAGGACCAACUGCUGGAGUUUUUCUAAAGAGGCUUCAUCAAAGAAGCAGCAGUGGCAGAAAACGGAGUGACCCUACAGGUGCAAGCUGCAGCAGUUCUCCCUCUGCUCUUCCCAAUAAGAUUUGUUGAAAUUCUCUGGAUCACAACGUCUUUAUUGAGUUACUGCUGGUUUUCAGGCAGAGGAGAGCACGGUGUUUAAAGAAUGAGGAGAGCACGAAGAUAGAAAUAGAAUUUCCUGGAGGUUUCCAGAAGAAAGGUGCUGUGUGAGAGGGGCAGAGCCGUGAGGAAUCCCACCAGAAGGCGACGUCCCCUCGCCUGGGCGAUGGCUCUGGCUGGAGAAGACACCCCAGGGGACCACCCAGCGGUUUGGGGGCUCCUGAACCGUUAAAGCCCAUCUCUCCGCCUGCCCUCCAGACGCCCUUACCCCCAGGACUCCACAAAACCGUUAUCUUUGGAGCCGGUUUCCCGUUGGAGCGCUCACCGGGACACCCCCACUCGGUGCCCUUUCCCCCGGCCGGCAUUUUGCCGUUGGGCGGCGGGGCCGCUCCCCGGAAGAUGGUGGGCGGGGCGGAGCGGCGCGGCCGGAAGUGGCGGCGGGGAAUGCCGGGCCGGGCGCACGCGUGAGGCGACGGCACCGGCGCUGUCAUGGCGGAGCGCAUCGAGCAGCGGCUGGAGGACCGCGUCCCGGAGCUUGAGCAGCUGGAGCGGGUCGGGCUGUUCACGCGGAAGGAGAUCAAGGCCGUCCUGAAGAGAGCCUCGGCCCUGGAGUAUAAGAUACAGCGGAGAGCGCUUCGGAAGGAGGAUUUCAUCAAUUAUAUUCAGUAUGAAAUUAAUUUGCUGGAACUGAUCAAGAAGAGAAGAGCACGCAUUGGAUAUUCGUUUAAGAAGGAUGAAAUUGAGAACUCUAUUCUGCAUAGAGUCCACAGCCUCUUCAAACGUGCUAUAGGAAAAUGGAAGGAUGAUAUCCAGCUUUGGCUUUCACAUGUUGCAUUUUGCAAGCAAUGGAAUGCGAAACAUCAGCUUAGUAAGGUGUUUUCCUCCAUGUUGGCCAUUCAUCCCAACAAACCAGCACUGUGGAUUAUGGCAGCAAAGUGGGAAAUGGAGACAAGACUCUCGUCAGAAAGUGCGCGGCACUUGUUCCUUCGUGCUUUGCGCUUCCAUCCAGAGUGCGCAAAACUUUACCAAGAAUAUUUCAGAAUGGAGCUGAUGAAUGCUGAAAAACAGAGGAAGGAAAAGAAGGAAUUUGAACGAGCAAAGAUGGACUUGGGGGAAUUCAAUUACUCUGAAGAGAUUCUCAAUGGGGAAAUGGCUCGCAUAAUCUACAGGGAUGCUGCUCAGAAAAUUAAAGGUGUUGAGUUCCAUCUGGCUGUGCUUUCUAUUGCAAAGCUCUUUGAUUUUACCCAAGAUUUGCAAAAAGAAAUUCUUGAAAGUUUGCAGACCAAGUUUGCUGAUGAUCCUCUUACCUGGGACUACAUGGCCCGUCGUGAGCUGGAGCUGGGGUCGCCGCAGUCCACGGAACACACCACAAAACAGAUGAAAGUAUCUGAAAUGACCCAGAGAGAGGAGCGGUGCUCUGCAGUCUUUGAAGAGGCUGUGAGAGCAGUCCCAACAGAGGACAUGUGGAAAUACUACAUCACUUUUUGCUUAGAGAGGUAUAACAGGAAAACCAACAGUGACGGAUUAAAGCAAAAGAGGCUGGAGAGGACACUAAGUGUGUUCAGCAAAGCUCAUGAGUCCAGUUUGCUGCCAGAAGCUCUCUAUAAGCAGUGGCUUCAACUAUUACUGGAAUCCAACCUCUUUGAGAAGGCUGUGGAGGUGGCAGAAGCUGCAACAAAGCGCUUCAGCCUGUCAGUGGAAAUGUGGCAGAUGAGGCUGCAGGUGCUGAUCCAACUGAAGAGUGACGACGUGACCCAGUGUUUUGAAGAAGCUAUUAAGCAUAUAAAAUCCAAGAGCACUUUGCCAUUAUGGACCCUCUGGGUGGAAUGGAGUGAAGGCGCGAAGAGCAAGGAAGACACGGAAACCCUUUACCAGAGAUCCUUAUGUGCCACAACUCACGCUGAAUCUGUGACUAUGAAAGAAAAGUAUCUUGACUGGACAUACAGAAAUGGUGGCUAUAAGAAAGUUAGAAGAGUCUUUAACAGCCUGUGUGAAAAUCGUCCAUUUUCACUUGACUUCUUCAGGAAGAUGAUCCAAAUCGAAAAGGAGCAAGAAUCCUGCAAAAUGCUUCAUCUGAGAGAAUACUAUGAACGUGCCUUGAGAGAAUUUGGCUCAACGGAUUCUGAUCUCUGGCUAGAUUAUAUCAAAGAGGAGCUAAGUCACCCCCAGGGCAAACCAGAAAACUGUGGGAGCAUUCACUGGCGAGCUAUGAAGAUGCUGCAGGGAGACCUGGUGGAAGAUUUUGUUUCUAAAUACACUUUAUUGCAAACUGGACAUUUAUGAAAAACUAUAAAUAUUUACAACGUGACUGUGGAUUUUUUUACUUUGUACAAAGGUAAAUGUCUGCUCAGAUCAUAUUAAAGUGUACCUUCUUUACAUUCUUGCAUUUGUGUAAAGAAAAAAAAAAAGCCCUCUGGUCAAUUGCA
Molecule: messenger RNA, 3220 nt
Organism: Calidris pugnax (ruff)
Lineage: Eukaryota; Metazoa; Chordata; Aves; Charadriiformes; Scolopacidae
Product: U3 small nucleolar RNA-associated protein 6 homolog
Exons: 23
Coding region: 1284-3077 (597 amino acids)
Biological process (GO): maturation of SSU-rRNA from tricistronic rRNA transcript (SSU-rRNA, 5.8S rRNA, LSU-rRNA)
Cellular component (GO): Pwp2p-containing subcomplex of 90S preribosome; small-subunit processome
Molecular function (GO): protein binding; snoRNA binding
Source: RefSeq, a predicted model, not a curated record